This is a messenger RNA of Prosopis cineraria, 656 nucleotides long. RefSeq lists its product as uncharacterized. Bases 42 to 656 code for a protein of 204 amino acids. The record is from RefSeq and is a predicted model, not a curated record. NCBI's taxonomy places the organism in Eukaryota, Viridiplantae, Streptophyta, Magnoliopsida, Fabales, Fabaceae. The transcript has 2 exons.
AAUUGCAUAUCAACAUUCCUUUUGUGGAAGCUUUGGAGCAAAUGCCCAAAUAUGCUAAAUUCAUGAAAGAUGUGCUCUCUAAAAAGAGAAGGUUCAAUGAGUUUGAGACGGUUGCUCUAACCAAGAGUUGUACGGAUAUCAUUAAGCAACUACCUCAAAAGUUGAAGGAUCCCGGUAGCUUCUCAAUUCCGUGUCAUAUUGGGAAUAAAUUUUUGGGUAAGGCAUUAUGUGAUCUUGGAGCUAGUAUCAAUCUUAUGCCUCUCUCUAUUUUCAAUAAAUUGGAGUUGGGUGAAGCUAGACCAACAACCGUGACUUUGCAAUUAGCGGAUAGAAGCUUGGCUUAUCCACGUGGUGUUAUUGAAGAUGUUCUUGUAAAAGUGGAUAAAUUCAUUUUUCCGGUUGAUUUCAUUGUCCUUGAUUGUGAGGUGGAUCGUGAUAUUCCUAUUAUCUUAGGAAGACCAUUCUUGGCAACUGCUAGAACCUUGAUUGAUGUUGAAAAAGGUGAGCUUACUAUGAGGGUGGAUGAUGAGCAAGUCACUUUUAACAUGCACAAGUUGAUGAAAUCUCCCAAAGAUCUUGAGCAAUGCUUCUUUGAAGCCUUGUUACUAGGAGCUCAAUUAAGACUCAAGAUGGAGAAGAGUGUAUGGCUAUCAUGA